Octopus sinensis (East Asian common octopus) is the source of this 2052-nucleotide messenger RNA. RefSeq names its product proline rich transmembrane protein 1B-like. The record is from RefSeq and is a predicted model, not a curated record. Lineage: Eukaryota; Metazoa; Mollusca; Cephalopoda; Octopoda; Octopodidae. The transcript has 4 exons. Bases 224 to 625 code for a protein of 133 amino acids. Gene Ontology annotation, cellular component: membrane.
UCAUGCAUGAAGUGGUUUGAGCAACAAGAAAGUUAAUUCGUCAUGAUAAAGGACCCACUCUGACGCCUGUGGAGAUAUGUGAGACGUCGCUGGUAUAAAUUUACUUCGGAAUACCUGUUCGCACCAUUAGAUAUCUUGUGACGGUUAACGCAAGCAGUUUUACUAACUUUCCCGGAUCAUACCAUUUCAUUUUCUUCUUCUCAACUGCAGCUACUGAUUAAAAAUGGAAAUUAAUGACAACCGUCGGCAACCAACUCCAUUUGCUAUAAACACUGCAUUCUCUCCACCAUCGCCUGCAGUACAAUAUCAGCCACAAUACCAGCCACAAUACCAGCCACAAUACCAACAUGGUAUUGUUAUAGCCCAACCGGAACCAAUUCACAUUCCUGAUUUGACGUGUUUAGCUAUUUUUUCCGCCGUUACUUGCUGUAUACCACUGGGCGUCGCUGCUAUUAGUUACAGCAGGAAAGCAAAUCAAUUGGCCCAAAAUGGAGAUAGAGCAGGUGCCCUAGAAGCUAACAAAAAAGCAAAAAUAUUUAUUGCUUCAUCAAUUAUCGUUGGAAUUUUUCUUAUUGUAUGCAUUUUUGUAAUUUAUUUUUUCCUUUACAGACUAUAUUUCCUAUAAGGCAUGAAAUUUAAAAGAUUCAUAUCAAAUAAUAUGUUAUUACUUUUAUCUUCUUUUUUCUUCUUGUUUAACUCUAAUAAUGUAACAUAUUCUUAGGAAAAGUGUUUAAAUAUAUCAACAAAUGAUACAUUUCGUAAUACUUGAUAUGAUUUUUAAUAUGAAACAAUGAUAUAGAUUCUAAGCGGUGAAUUCUACGUCCUCAGUCUAAUCGCUACAAUCAAUAAAGGAUUAAUACCAUGCAAAUCUACAGAUUAUCUUACUCCUUUUGUGUCAUUCCAUCCAUCCAUUUUAGUCACUCAGUAUUAGGUGAUGCUGUUGCACACAUUUUACACGUCCUUUAUAGCAUUCUCAGGAAUAAAGUUUUAAAUUAUUUUAAACACAGUUGUUAAGCGAAACAUAUUUUUAAAAUGUUUCCUCUUUUCCAAAAUAUUGCCUUAAAUCAGCAUCUCAGUUUAGCACGAACUGGACACUAACUACACAUACAAUUACAAAACCAGUCACACAAUAAUUUCUCAAAUCUCUCUACACAUGUCGACGAAAUAUCUUAGAUAAUACUUUCUACUAUAGGCACGAGGCCUGAAAUUUUCGGGGGAGCGAGAUAGUAGAUUACAUCGCUUCCAUUGCUCUAACUUAUUUCAUCCAGCGAAGGGAUGAACGGUGUAGUUGACCCUGGCGGAAUUUGAACUCAGAAUAUAAAGACAAACGAAUGGCCACUAAGCAUUUUGUCCGUCGUUCUAACGGAUCUGACAUUUUGCUGUUUUAAUAAUAUUUUAGAUAAUGGUUGCUAUAAUAGUUAAUAAUGAAACCUCCAUUCAGAUAUUGGUUUCAAAUUUUGACACAAGCUCAUCAGUUUUAGGGGCGAUGUAAGUCAGUUACAUCCACCGCCAAUGCUCAAAUGGUAUUUCUUUUAUUGACUCCAAAAGAAUGAAUGGCAAAAUCGAUCUCAAAGAAAUGUGAACUCACAAUUGAUUGACAGACGAAAUGCUACUAAACAUUUUAUCCAGUGGACUAACGAUCUGCCAUCUUACGCAAUGGUUGUUAUGAUGUCUAAUAACGAAAACUGUGUCAAAUUGUUAACCACAAAUGUUGAGGAACAUUUCUCAUUGCUUUCAUUCAAAAAUGUUUGGAUUACUAAAGAAAUUGAUAUUUCUUCUGAUCAUGUCACAGAAUAGGAAGUGGAAUUCACAACAAAUUAUUGUAUUUUAAUUUCAUUUGCAGUUUGUAUAUUGGAAUUUUGCAUAUGCUAUUUGUUUCUAAAACUAAAUCUAAAAGUAGUUCCUCUCAUAAAGAUGAUUCUGUAAUUCGACUAAUGCAGUUUUUAACAAAAUAAUAACGGUUUAAUAUCUGUAAACACAUCAAUAAAUCAACUUCUAUAUUAUAUGUAAUUAACAUUCAAUGAAAUAAACCAUUAUUUUCUUUACUAAAAA